This is a messenger RNA of Dromaius novaehollandiae (emu), 2323 nucleotides long. RefSeq names its product indoleamine 2,3-dioxygenase 2 (gene IDO2). Gene Ontology annotation, biological process: 'de novo' NAD+ biosynthetic process from L-tryptophan. NCBI's taxonomy places the organism in Eukaryota, Metazoa, Chordata, Aves, Casuariiformes, Dromaiidae. The record is from RefSeq and is a predicted model, not a curated record. The transcript is spliced from 10 exons. Gene Ontology annotation, molecular function: L-tryptophan 2,3-dioxygenase activity; indoleamine 2,3-dioxygenase activity; heme binding. The coding region runs from base 190 to 1428 and encodes 412 amino acids. Gene Ontology annotation, cellular component: cytoplasm.
CCCCAGGACAAGGUUCGGCCCCGCAUCGGCCCCGCUCGCUGGCUCAGCACAUACCGGUGCUGCAGGGAGCGGGCAGCGCCGCGCUCCUCCGGGUCCCGAUCCUGCUCCUGGUCCCGGUCCCGGUCCUGCUCCCGGUCCCGAUCCGCCGCCGGCCUGGGGAGUCCCGACGCUGCGCCCGGGCGCCCGGGGAUGGCGGCGCGCGGCGAAGACGAGGAGAGCCCGCUGCCGCUCACGCUGAGCAGGUUCCAGCUCUCGGAGGAGUACGGCUUCCUUCUCCCGAAUCCCCUGACGGAGCUCCCGGCUCCCUACGGGCCGUGGAUGGAGAUCGCCGGCAGCCUGCCCCAGCUCAUCGCCAGCCGCCAGCUCCGCUCGCGCCUUCGCCAGAUGCCUCAGCUGAGCACCCGGGACCUCCGCGGGCGCGAGGAGCUGCACUUGGCUCACCUGGUGCUGAGCUUCCUCACCAUGGGCUACCUCUGGCAGGAGGGCGAGGAGGGUGCCCUGAAGGUGCUGCCCCGAAACCUGGCCAUCCCCUUCUGGGAGGUCUCGCAGAGCCUCGGCCUCCCGCCCAUCCUCAGCCACGCCGACUUCGUGCUGGCCAACUGGAAGAGGAAGAGGCCCAGCGGGCCUCUGGAAAUUGAAAACCUGGACACCAUCAUUUCGCUGCCCGGCGGAGAGAGCCUGCGAGGGUUCAUCCUCGUCACCCUCCUGGUGGAGAAGGCGGCCGUGCCCGGCAUCAAGGCGAUCGUUGAGGCCAUCAAUGCCCUCCCGCGGCUCGACGAGGAGGCCCUGCACAAAGCCCUGCAGCAGCUGGCAGGGGCCAUCGGGGACAUGGGCAAGGCUCUGCGGCGGAUGCACGAUUACGUGGAUCCAGCAGUGUUUUACUCCGUGAUCCGGAUCUUUCUCUCUGGCUGGAAGGACAACCCGGCGAUGCCCCACGGGCUGGUCUACGAGGGCGUCUCGCAGGAGCCCAUGGCCUUCUCGGGGGGGAGCGCGGCGCAGAGCACCGUCCUCCACGCCUUCGACGAGCUCCUGGGCAUCCGCCACAGCCAGGAGAGCACCCGGUUCCUGCACAGGAUGAGGGACUACAUGCCCCCCCCGCACCGAGCCUUCGUGGAGGAGGUCCGGCGCGCCCCGUCCCUGAGGCAGCACCUCCUCUCCUCCGGCAACGGCAGCCUCCGCGCCGCCUUCAACCGCUGCGUCUCCGCCCUGGCCGACUUCAGGACCCAGCACAUCGCCAUCGUCACCAAGUACAUCAGCGCCGCGGCCGCCAAGGCCAAGGCUGGGCGGGGGGAGCCCGCCGCCGGGACCGGCCCCCCGCCGGGGAAGCCGCCCUCCCUGCUGGAGGGCAAAGGGACUGGCGGGUCGCACAUCUUCAGGUUCCUCAAGAGCGUCCGGGACACGACGAGGGAAGGGAUGAUAAGCGCCUGACUUGCCCCAGCCGCCUCCAAGGCGUCACGAAAAGCAGGUCUGGGAGACCGGCUGACUCAGCGCAGCGUCCGCAGAGCCCGGGCCCAAACCUGCCUGCAGCGACCUUCGCGCAAAGCUUCGUCUUGAAUAGCCCAGUCCCACCCGUGCCGGUCGGGGACACCAGGACCCAGGCGACUCGCUCUUCACCAGGGGAAAAUCACUUGCCCCUCAGCAUCCCCCCCGCCCACGCCAAGCCCAGGCGCCGCCGUGCCUCGGCCGCCCCUGCCCGGGACCCUCCGCCCGGACCCCGCCGUGCCGGGGCGCGCGGGGCUGCCGUGGGGAGGGCUGGCAGGCUGCCGUGGGGCCGCCGUGGGGCCGUGCACGGCCCGUUGCGGGUCUCGGUCCGUCGCUGCAGGCCAGCCGGGGCACAUUUCCCACGAUUUCACGGUUAUCUUCCGGAGAGUGCCGGUGCGAUCACAACCCGUUAAAGGGAGGGGAGCGCUCCUUACGGACACGGAAAAGCGCGCGGGGAGCACAGCACCCUCGCACGGGCAGAGCCACGUUCCUCGCAGCACGGCUCGCCGGCCCCGCUGGCCUGGCACCACCCCACGGACCCGACCCCCGAGAAAGCCCCGGCAGCUGGAGCACGAGCGGUUCCACAUCAUCCGAAGUAAAUUACUAAUAAAGUUGAAUCCCUGAAAACUAGCUUCUAGCCUCGUAUUUCCAUUGCAAAGACGGACUUUCCGACGCUGCACCCUGACCUAACCGCUCGCCGACGCCAAGACACCAAACCCCGCGCAGGCGGCUGAGGACGCUUCUCCCAUCACGAGGUGGCAGCAGAAACCUGCUUUUCUCACGGACGCUGAAAGCUACCUGGGUCAAAGCUGGCUAAAUCGGUGCCUGGGAACCGUCCUCA